Molecule: messenger RNA, 3129 nt
Organism: Nelumbo nucifera (sacred lotus)
Lineage: Eukaryota; Viridiplantae; Streptophyta; Magnoliopsida; Proteales; Nelumbonaceae
Gene: RSW3
Product: Glycosyl hydrolases family 31 protein
Biological process (GO): carbohydrate metabolic process; N-glycan processing
Molecular function (GO): carbohydrate binding; alpha-glucosidase activity
Source: RefSeq, a predicted model, not a curated record
UUUUGUUCGUUGCUGCUGUCUGUUGAUUUUUCUGGUUCUAGGUUUAGGUGAAGUGCUUCCAUCGAGUUUCUAUAUUUUUCUUCUGAUCUUCUGAUCUUCUGAUCUCUGUGGAGAAGAUCGAUCGAUCAAGUAACCAAUAAUGCCCGGUUAAAGCGAAUGAAAGAACUGAAAGUUGGAACUAAUCCAUGGCGACAGCAAUGGCGAAGACGACAACGACGACGAUGAGGGCUUCUUCUCUGCUUCUAGUGAUUGUGCUGUUACUGGUUCUUCAACUGAAUUCGGUUUUAUCUUGGAAAAAAGAUGAGUUCAGGAACUGUAACCAGACCCCAUUUUGCAAGAGAGCUCGUUCUAGGAAGCCUGGAUCUUGUUCCCUUGUGGCUACUGACGUCGCUAUUGACGACGGUGAUCUCAUAGCUAAGCUCGUCUCGAAGGAAGCCGAUAAAGGGCAUGGAGAAGGAGAAGAGCAGCAACAAGAAGAGGAAAAGGAGCCGGUAAAACCCUUGAUUUUUAAGUUAUCUGUUUUUCAAAAUGGCAUCUUGAGGGUCAAGAUUGAUGAGGAUCCCAGCUUGGAUCCUCCCAAGAAGCGGUUCGAAGUGCCUGAAGUAGUUUUACCCGAGUUCGAAAACAAGAAGCUUUGGUUGCAGAGGGUCUCGACGGAGGUGAUUAAUGGCGAUUCCGGCCCUUCUUCCAUUGUUUAUCUGUCGGACGACCACGACGCGGUCCUUCGGCAUGAUCCCUUUGAAGUUUAUGUUCGAAGGAAAGGAGGCGAUCGUGUCGUGUCGAUGAAUUCGCAUGGGCUAUUUGAUUUCGAGCAGUUGAGGAAGAAGAAAGAGGGAGAAGAUUGGGAGGAGAGGUUCAGAAGUCACACUGAUACCAGGCCUUAUGGUCCGCAGUCGAUCAGCUUCGAUGUUUCGUUUUAUGGUGCAGGUUUUGUGUAUGGGAUCCCUGAACAUGCCACUAGCCUUGCUUUGAAGCCUACCAGAGGCCCUGGCAUCGACCACUCCGAACCUUAUCGCCUCUUCAAUCUUGAUGUUUUCGAGUACCUUCAUGAUUCUCCGUUUGGCCUUUAUGGGUCGAUACCGUUCAUGAUUUCUCACGGAAAAGCUCAUGGGACAUCUGGGUUUUUCUGGUUGAAUGCUGCAGAGAUGCAAAUUGAUGUUAUGGGAUCGGGCUGGGAUGCCGAAUCGGGGAUCAGCCUGCCUUCAUCGCAGAGUCGGAUUGAUACGUUCUGGAUGAGUGAGGCUGGGAUUGUGGAUGCCUUCUUCUUCGUGGGUCCAGGGCCGAAGGAUGUCAUGAAGCAGUAUGCUAUUGUUACUGGGACAUCUGCAUUGCCCCAGCAGUUUGCCACUGCAUACCAUCAAUGCAGAUGGAAUUACAGGGAUGAGGAGGAUGUUGCGCAUGUUGAUUCGAAGUUUGAUGAACAUGACAUCCCGUAUGAUGUUCUGUGGCUUGACAUAGAGCACACAGACGGGAAGAAAUAUUUCACAUGGGACAGGGUGCUCUUCCCCAAUCCGGAAGAAAUGCAGAACAAACUGGCUGCAAAGGGUAGGCGUAUGGUUACAAUUGUUGAUCCUCAUAUCAAGCGGGAUGAGUCCUUUCACCUGCACAAAGAGGCUACUAAGAAAGGGUAUUAUGUGAAGGAUGCCACGGGCAACGAUUUUGAUGGAUGGUGCUGGCCUGGUUCCUCAUCUUACCCUGAUACCCUGAACCCAGAGAUCAGGUCCUGGUGGGCUGAGAAGUUCUCUUUCCAGAAUUAUGUUGGUUCAACUCCUUCCUUGUAUAUUUGGAACGACAUGAAUGAGCCUUCUGUCUUCAAUGGGCCUGAGGUAACCAUGCCUAGGGAUGCUGUGCAUUAUGGUGGUGUGGAACACAGGGAGUUGCAUAAUGCCUAUGGUUAUUAUUUUCACAUGGCCUCAGCUGAUGGGCUUUUAAAACGAGGGGAUGGGAAAGACCGACCUUUUGUUUUAUCAAGAGCAUUCUUUCCUGGAAGUCAACGAUAUGGAGCAAUUUGGACAGGGGAUAAUUCAGCAGAUUGGGAUCACCUCAGGGUCUCAGUUCCAAUGAUUUUAACUCUUGGUCUUACUGGAAUAUCAUUCUCUGGUGCUGAUGUUGGUGGCUUCUUUGGCAAUCUUGAGCCAGAAUUGUUAGUUCGAUGGUACCAGCUUGGUGCCUUCUAUCCAUUCUUUAGAGGUCAUGCUCAUCAUGACACCAAAAGACGAGAACCUUGGUUAUUCGGAGAACGGAAUACAGAACUGAUCAGGGAAGCAAUACAUGUCCGCUACAUGUUUCUCCCAUACUUCUACACAUUGUUCAGAGAAGCAAAUACAAGUGGUGUUCCUGUUAUGCGUCCUCUCUGGAUGGAGUUCCCUUCAGACGAAGCUACUUUCAGUAAUGAUGAGGCUUUCAUGGUUGGAAACAGUAUUUUUGUACAAGGAAUCUAUACUGAGCAUGCCAGACAUGCAUCGGUAUAUUUGCCUGCUGGACAGUCUUGGUAUGACUUGAGAACUGGGGUAGCAUACAAGGGAGGUGUGACUCACAAAUUGGAGGUUUCAGAAGAAAGCAUCCCUGCUUUCCAGAAAGCUGGCACCAUUGUUCCAAGGAAAGACAGGUUCCGCCGAAGUUCCACCCAGAUGGUGAAAGAUCCCUACACUCUGGUGAUAGCUCUGAAUAGCUCCAAAGCAGCUGAAGGUGAGCUAUACAUAGACGAUGGCAAGAGCUUUGAAUUUGAGAAAGGAGACUACAUCCAUCGCCGCUUCCUGUUUUCAGACGGCAAGCUUGUAUCUUCAAAUGCAUCACCCCCAGCCUCAAGCAAUACACCAUUUUCUUCAGAUUGUUUUAUUGAGAGGAUUGUUCUUCUAGGGCUCUCCCUUGGGGCAAAAAGUGCCAUCAUUGAACCUGCAAACCAUAGAGUCGAUAUCGAACUUGGGCCACUUAAUCUUCGAAGGGGACAAAUGCCCUCUUUUCCUACCAUCCGCAAACCCAAUGUUCGGAUUGCAGAUGACUGGACUAUAAAGAUUUUGUAGGUGUUUAUAGAUUUAGCAAGCACAGCUAGGAGCUAGCCUUCUGGACCAACAUUUUAAUGCAAUGGUGAAAUUUUAUGCAGAAAGAGAAGAUUAAAUUAUAGCUUCA